Messenger RNA from Micropterus salmoides (largemouth bass), 962 nucleotides. RefSeq names its product protein reprimo A-like. The transcript has a single exon. NCBI's taxonomy places the organism in Eukaryota, Metazoa, Chordata, Actinopteri, Centrarchiformes, Centrarchidae. The record is from RefSeq and is a predicted model, not a curated record. The coding region runs from base 181 to 489 and encodes 102 amino acids.
UGGCUACUGAACACACGAAAUCUCCAGUAAUGCGAUGCCAAAGCAACUUCUUCAAUUCGGCACCUCGUCGUCUUUACUUUUCACUUGAUGACAAUUUCUCUGGGGUUGUGCCAGGCGCGUCUUUCCCUCUCUGCCUCCCACAUCUGUCGCACUGAAAGUUUGAUUUUUUAAAAAGUGGAAAUGAACAACACCGGGUUCAACCAAACGGAGGGCGGACUGCUCAACAAGACGGAGGAGUUUUUCUGCUGCAACUUUUCAUCCGUGGUGACUGAUAACGGCUUUGUGGCCGCCGCUCCGGAUGAGAGAAGCCUCUUCAUUAUGAGGGUGGUCCAGAUUGCCGUCAUGUGCGUUUUGUCCCUCACUGUGGUGUUUGGCAUAUUUUUCUUGGGUUGCAACCUUCUCAUAAAAUCAGAGGGAAUGAUCAACUUUCUAGUAACGGACAGGAGACCGUCUAAAGAAACGGAGGCAGUUAUUGUUGGAGCCUACUGAUUGAUGAGGACCUUUAUAUUAUUAUUUGAAUCAGAUCUGAAGUCUGGCGGAGACAGAUGCGAUGAUCAACUGAACAAGCCCCUGUUUUCAUAUUGGUAUUUAGAAGAAAGCCUCAGAAAUAGUCCCCUUGCGGGAUGUAACUGGUGACUGGGGCUCACAGGUGUGACAACCUUAUUCCUUGUGGCUUUUCAAACGCCAACAAAGACUCAUUCAUCUUCAAGAGGUAUAAAGUCUUUUAAGCCUCUUUGUCUAUUCAGUCAAGCUGUUGUAAUUUCAGUAGGCCUAGUUGGAGCACCGUUUUGUCAAGCAGCAUCCUUUGUCAUGGAAGUGGCAAAGUCUUCGUAUUUGCUGCUUAAAACGGCCCUCUCAUAUUGCUCAUGCAAAGGAGAAAUUGAUGUUUAACAUGAACUGUAUGUUGUAUGUGUUUUUGCAUACAAUAUGCAAUAUAGUAAUCCGUGUAUUUCUCUGGAUUC